Drosophila nasuta is the source of this 672-nucleotide messenger RNA. RefSeq lists its product as uncharacterized. The coding region runs from base 40 to 489 and encodes 149 amino acids. Lineage: Eukaryota; Metazoa; Arthropoda; Insecta; Diptera; Drosophilidae. The transcript has a single exon. The record is from RefSeq and is a predicted model, not a curated record.
UUUCCGGCAAUUAGUGUGCGAUACUAGCAGUCAACAGUCAUGUCAACUGAUGAAGACUCCCAGGGCAGUCCGCUCUGCCCAGCAACGCCAACAUCCGGGGAGCGGGAACGCGACCGCGAUACACGGGAGCGGGAACGGGAGAAGGUUAAGGGCAGGGGCAAUGCUGCCGACUUGCUGCGUCAUCAGCAAAGCUUCGAGGCGAGAUAUAGCAGCAUUAUUCAGAAGCAAAUCUGGGAGACGACCAUCAACAAGGAUGUGAUGGAACGACAACUUAAUGCAUACUUUCCCUUUGCGCGCAGUGCCUCACUCAACAAGGACGGUUCGCCGGGAUUCUACCUGAAUCCCAGCCAGGGCACUAGCGAGAGCUCGAUGAAAACCCGUUCCCUGGGCACCACGCCCAUCAAACAACGUUCGACGGCUUGCCUCGAGAAACUAGAAACUUUGGAUAUAGCCGAGAAGCAGGAAACGCCGGGUAAAGCAAAACCGUAGAGAAAGGACUUUGUAAAUUACUACGAAGUACCUUGAUAUUGAAUUUCAAUAAAUGGGAAGUAAAGGUAUUAUUACUGCAUUCCUAAUACCUUGACGUCUUCAAAUUUAAGAAUGGUUAUGCGAUAAUAUGAAAUUUGCUGAAAUGCAGCUCGAACCUGAACCGAAAAAUCUAAGAUUUGUAUU